AUGAAGUCACUCUUGAUUUCCCUGCUCCUUUUGGCUCCUGCCGUUAUGUGUGAUCCUCGCUCUCCCUGGAAAAUCCAUCUCGACACUGUCAACAGACAGAGAAGUAAAUUCGCUGAAAAGUACCAAGUUGCCAAUAUGAAUGAACUCACCUACGAUCCGAAAUUGGAGAAGAAGAUAUUGGAACAACUGGCUUUUACUGAUACCUGUCCAAAACCGUCAAUCAUUUCUCAUAAUGGUUUCGAUUUUUAUUUUGAUAUCGGAAACGUUGAUGAAGGGAAGUCGACGGUGUAUGAUUUAAUAUCUGCAGUUGGAAAGAAAACUAUGACUAGUUACAUCUCAACUUGUAUGAAGACAGGAGUUCGUAUCAUCAGCGCCGUGACUGAUUCUUCUGACACUCCAGCUAUCUCUGGUCCCCCGACCUCCCAAUGCCCGGAUGGUAGCUUCCCCAGUUCUGAUUUUGGUGGAUUGUGCAAACUGAAAAAAAAUCGUAAGGGCUAUGUUCGAAAAGAUGUGUUUGAUGAUUUUGCGAAGUGGAUCUGCGUCCCGAAGAAGGGCUUCCGUUGUUAUUAA
Molecule: messenger RNA, 570 nt
Organism: Caenorhabditis remanei
Lineage: Eukaryota; Metazoa; Nematoda; Chromadorea; Rhabditida; Rhabditidae
Exons: 2
Coding region: 1-570 (189 amino acids)
Source: RefSeq, a predicted model, not a curated record